AUGGCAGCAGCUGUUGGGGCUGUGCCUCCUGAUUGGGACGAGGUUUAUAUAGCUGGCUACAAUCCAUCUGCGUCAGAGGCCCUAUGCCGAACGACCAGUCCAGAUGGAGCAGACUGGUGGUGGGUCAUGAUCCAAGUCUUGGGCUUGCAUAUGAGGUUGCCGGUUCUUGCAGCGGAUGGUACCCGUGCUGCCCCUCAUGGUGUAGAUGGCGAUGCUGUCAACUGGAUUUGUGUGCCCCCACAAGGGAAUGCCCAAUGGAGACCUUCUCCAGCCGAAAUUGUGAACGUGUCGGCAGAAGCCAAUUUGGUGAUGAUGCAGUACAACCAUGGUCACAACUGGCCAGUGAAUGUGCCUGGUGUUGGUGGCCCUUUGGUGUCAGUCCAGGCAGCUUUGGCUGGACCAGUGGCGCCAGGAGGUGCUGGCGUGGUGGGUGGCGCGGGUGGUGUCCCCGUGGCAGCGGUUCUGGGGCCCACCGAUCAAGGCGCCGCUCCCGAUGCAUCAAGCCUGAAAGCUUUGGAGGCCGCGGUGCAACAGUUGCAGGCUAUGGCGCUGAGCCCGGGUGGAUCGUCCAGGAAGCCCGAGGACAAGAAAAAGAAAAAGAAGUCCCGGAAGAGCAAGAAGAAGAAGAAACGAUCCAGGAGCAGUUCCCGGAGUUCAGCCAGCUCCAGCAGUUCGAGGUCGCGCAGUUCCCGCAGCAGCAGCUCUGGAUCACGCAAGAGCAAGCCCCUAUGUUGGAAGGAUCAUGGCAAGGACCGGAAGGUUCACCAGGCAGACUUGACACAUGUGGACAUGCUGAAGUUCAAGAAGCGGGGGGACUUGGUGGCCUUUGCCAGUCGCCAUCCAGGGGCACUCACAGCCCAUUUUCUGGCCGGAGUGUAUUCCAGACUCAGCAAAGGGUCUUUGAGCCGGAGUGGCCAGUUGAGGGAGCCUUCAGUGACUGCGUGGGCCCAUCAGUUCUCAGGCCUCACAGAGAUCCGGGACAUCAAGGAGGUGGUGACGCUUUCAGAGGUGUUGGAUGCCGUGAACAGGCGGGAGAUAGCUCAGGCCAUGGAUAUCGUUUGCCAGCGCAUUCUGGCAAUCCAAGCUGCAAAGACCAAAGGCGGCAGCUGGGAGAAGGCCGAGGCAAUAGAGCUGGUGAACAAUUCCAAGAGCCUGGCCAGCACAAGCAUGCUGGCGUUGACCAAUGCGGAUGUUGACAAUCUAUGUGCAUACUACGGGGGGAAUAUGGUUGUGGCUGCCCUUAAUUGGAUGCAUGGAGAGCGGGUAGAGCGCUUUGACAUUCUAUCUGCUGCUCAUGGGCGGGUGCACUCUCGGAUAGAGCGCAUCUUGCGGGCAUUCGUGAUGACAGACAUGCCCAUUCUGGAUCAUGAGGGUCUGGAUUCGUAUUUGCGGCAGACGCAAUGCUACACUGGUGCAGGUGUGGUGUUGGCCUUGGGGGUUAAGGGGGGCGUUCCUUCAAAAGCAGCUGAUGUUACAUUGGCAAAACAUUUGGGGAAUAUGUAUCCCGAGAUGGGAGAGCAAGUUGUCAAUCCUCGUUCCUUGUUACUUCCAUCCAAGCGGUCGGCGCUGGGAGAAGUGGCUCUGCGGGCCACCAGUGCGGCUUGUUUCAAGGGUUUGACUGAUGUGGUCACUCAUGAUGCUGCUUUACCUGAAGACUGUAGGUUACAUCCUGAUCACGUUGUCCCUGGUCAGUUGCCCAUUUGGGGUUCAAUUAUUGACGACAUCUGGGCUCUUGAGCAUGCAGAUGAGCCUGACUCGGGGAACAUUGGCCCUUCCUGGCUGUCUCAGGCAGAAGCUGCCUGGUGCGCGCGCGGGGUGGAGCCCAAUGUCAAGAAGAGUGUCGACGGCCUAGCUGAUCAAGAAGUUCAGGGCUAUUUCAUCCAUUCCAGAGAUCAUUGGGUGGGUGUUUCCCUGGACAAGCGCAGAUGUUUGUUUCAAGCCAGCAUGCAGGUCCUUCUCAAAAAGUAUGUCAUUGUAGGGGUGGUGGGCCGGUUGAUUGGCAAGCACAGCUUCAUGCAUUCGUGCCGGCCAUCGCUGAGGUCCAUCUUCGAUUGCACCUACCGUUGGAUACAAGGCCUGCGUGAGAGGAGGCUGAUGCCAUAUGCCAUCGCGUGGACUGCAGAGGACCGUCUGCGCAGGCCUGUUGAUGAUGACAGUCGCUUCAUCCAUCCUGUUGACUCUGCGGCGUGUUGUGGGGCUUUCUCGAAGGGUAGGUCCAGCAGCAGCCGAUUGAACAGCAGAUGCAGAAAGGUUUGUAGCGUGAAUCUAGCAGGUGGCCACGAUGUGUUUUAUCCCUGGAUGUCCUCCGGGGAAAAUCCAGCAGACACCCCGUCAAGAUGGUAUGAGCCAAGUUCAGCAGCUUCACUGCCGCAGGUGGAGUUGGCUUCUAGUGAGCCGGUAGCUGAUCUGCGGGAGUUGGGCCCGAGCAGACAGUCUCCCUGGUAUCCCUUGAGCUAUUGCACCGAUAGAGAAAGGGGGCUAUUGAUGGAACCUGGGCAUGGCCUGAGCCGGUUACAGGUUUUCUUGUUGAGCUCGUUAAAGCCGUCAACAAUCGAGAAGUACACCCAAGCUUUGCAAGACCUCAACAAUGAGCUUGAGGAACAGAAUGUGGUAUGGGCUGAACUUACUGAAGAGGAACAAGACUACUUCCUAGCUGACAUGUUGUUGGAUGCCUAUGAAUCUGAUGGGAGCCGUGUUUCUGCAGGUUGGUUGCUUUCUGCCUUGCAAAAAGUGUAUCCCCGCCUCAAGCUGAAAGUGGCUUGGCGAGUCUUUGACACGUGGGGCUUACUGCAACCUUCACGACAAGCACCGGCUGCUCCUCCUGAGUUGCUGCAUGCCAUGUUUGCGACUGCUCUCAUGUUGAAUCGCCCAGUUCUUAGUGGCCUCCUCUUAGUCUGCUAUUGCGGCCUUCUGCGAGUACGGGAGGGCCUUGGUUUGCGUGGACGUGACCUCGUGCUGCAGACAGAUGGUUUGACUUUGUGUUUGGGUAAGACCAAGCGGGGCAUGGAACAAAAGGUUGUUUUGCGUAAUGGGGCUGUUAUCAGUUACAUGCGGUCUUUCUUUGAGCAUUGCGGGUAUCCGGCAAGUGAUGAGUUCGUGUUUCCCAUCUCAUAUGGGUCAGUGUUGCGCUGGGUCAAGCGUUUAUCUGAACUCUUGGGGGCUAAGUCUUUGCAAUUAACCACGCACACAUUGCGACGUUCUGGAGCUUCUGAAUUGUCUAGGCAAGGUAUGCCUUUGGCAGACAUUCUGCUGUAUGGUAGAUGGCUUAGUGAGAAAGCAGCUCGUGAAUAUAUUCGCAAGGGGGAGGUGGCCAUCAUCAGGUCGCGUGGUUUACUGCAGGUGGAAGACUGGGCUCGCAUUGACCGGUGGAGUGCAAUUUGUAAUAAUGCCUGGAAACUCUAUCAUCUGGUUUUCUCUCAGACAGAGGUGGCGUCCCUUCGUUUGGAUCAUGUCACCUGUGAGCGAUUUCGGAGCUAUGCGGGUGAUGGCCAAUACAACACGGAGCAAACGCGUUGGACAUCGCCUAUGUCGCCAACGUCCUGCGGUGGAGGCGUUCGUUAUCACCUCACCUUCGACUCAACUGUCUCAGUGUCUUCGCCUUUGCCCAAAGAUCUUCGCAGCGUGCUGUCACUUCUUGUCCUCAUGCACGGUAGGUCCCAGCUUUCUCGUUGGAUGGAGCGGUUGUCCUCUUGGUCUGAGACGGCCUGCCUUCAAGGCGACAAGGGAUUUAUGAACUUCUGGCGUAUCCCAACUGAGCUAUGCGAUGCUAUGCGCAUGAACAUCGUAGGUAAUGAGGCCCUUCCGACCGACGGACGACAAAGAGCAGCCCUUCCUGCUGCGCCAAUGAGCAGCCCUUCCGAUUCCAACGAUGACCGUUCGCGGACGUGGCAGUUUUCAAAGACAAAGAUGUGCAAAUUCAACUUGGUGGGUAUGUGCACCAAAGGUUUACAGUGCCCGUUCGCUCAUGUGAAGAACGAGCUCAGGGAGCUUCCAGAUUUGACUUGUACAAAGCUCUGCAAGACUCUCAUCCAGACAGGUCUGUGCGAGGAUAGAAACUGCUCUUAUGCUCACAGCAAGGAUGAGCUCAGAGCAACAAGCACAUUUCACAAGACCAAGCUAUGCAGAUUCUCACAGAUGGGCCAUUGUGCCCUGGGGUCCAAGUGCAACUUCGCCCACUCCGAAGAGGAGAUCCGACCCUUGGACACCACGAAGCUUCCAGACCCGCCGGUCGAGAUGACGCCGGAGCCACGCCGCGCACCUGUGCCGGCCCUGAUGCCCGUUCCCCCGAUGCCGGCACCCUCCGCGAAUCCAGCGCGGCCGAGGUCGGGGGCAACGCAGGCCCUGCAGCAGCAACAGCGGCAGCUGGAACAACAACAGCAACAACUGCAGCAACAGCAGAUGCAACAGCAGAUCCAAAUGCAGCAACAGCAGCUUCAACAACAGCACCAGCAGUUGGUGGAGCAACAACAACAGAACAAGAUGCUGGCGCUGGCGCUGCAACAUCAAUUGGCCCUGAGUACCAACAAUUUCCUGCGGGAAAACAUCUUCCCCCAGAGUCUACCUGCUUCAGGAACGGAAGCAGAGUCCCGACAGGAACGGGAGGCCCCCAAACGUCGCGGCGGCCGCCGUGGAAAAGCGGUGCGCAUCGGCAAAGGUGACGGUCACGGUGAUGAUAUGUCUGGCGCACCCCCAGGAAUUCCUGCAUGGGGUGUGGAUGCAAAUCUAUGGAUUCCGGGGCAAGUGCGAAGUCCGCAUCCUUGUGCGCCAGGACCCAUCAGCUUAGCCUCUGAUGCUGACCGCGGCGUGGCGCCGCUUUCGAGUUCCGGCACCGCGGUGGCACCAGCGGCGAAGGUGUCGACGGUGUCGACGGCUGCGGGCGGUCCUGGCCCUGCCUAUGUGAACCCAUCCAUGGUCAACAAGACCUUCCUGGAGAGCGAACUGGGUCCCAUCGGCAAGAUGCGGCCCAUUCGCUCAGCCGCGGGCCGCUUAGAUCGCUUGGCUGCGAGUGAGAGUGACGAGGAGGAGGCGCAGGUCUUGGACAGUAGCCUUUACGACUUGUCUCAAGCUGCAGGUCUAGUCUCUCACUUGGCAAAUCCUCACCUUGAGGUCCAGCUGAAGGAGCGUGAGAAUCGAGCGGGAAGUGCUGGGGCCACUUCGGCGGGCUCGACACAAGCAUGUCCCAGUCAUGCCAGUACGUGCCUCAACCCGGCCAAUGGUUUGUGGGACUCCCAGCUCUAUGCGCAAAGCUACAGCCCAACCCUGGAGCGCGAAGAUGUUUGGCAGGUCAAGAACACCUUCCUCACCCUUUCCCCACGCGCAAAGCCCAUUCGCUCGGUGCGCACCGCCGAUGGCGCACUGUGCGAGCUGGGCUCCCUUCUGGAUGACGAAGCGUGA
Messenger RNA from Cladocopium goreaui, 5394 nucleotides. NCBI's taxonomy places the organism in Eukaryota, Dinophyceae, Suessiales, Symbiodiniaceae. The record is from the annotation of a GenBank genome assembly.